Molecule: messenger RNA, 938 nt
Organism: Hevea brasiliensis (rubber tree)
Lineage: Eukaryota; Viridiplantae; Streptophyta; Magnoliopsida; Malpighiales; Euphorbiaceae
Product: histone H2A variant 1-like
Exons: 2
Coding region: 273-689 (138 amino acids)
Cellular component (GO): nucleosome
Molecular function (GO): DNA binding; structural constituent of chromatin; protein heterodimerization activity
Source: RefSeq, a predicted model, not a curated record
CUGUGAAAUUUUCUAUAAUUCCAAUCAGAUCUAAGAUUUUUCUUGCGGUUGAAUCUUUUAUCUGUGAAAACUAGAAGAAAAGUUUUGUUUCUGAUUUUGAAAUAUAAAUGGGGCUUUCGUUUUUGGCUGGCCUCAUUUUGUAUAUAAUUUCCAACUACAUUUUGCUCUUGGUUUUUUAAAGAAUUUUAAUUCUUGAAAAUUUUCUUGUUCUUCCCAGAUUUAUAUUGCUUUUAACGUUUCAAAUUUGAAAAAAAAAAAAUAAUAGGUGAAAGAUGGCUGGAAAAGGAGGGAAAGGGCUUUUGGCAGCUAAAACCACCGCAGCUAACAAGGACAAGGACAAAGAUAAGGAUAAGAAGAGGCCAAUUUCCCGGUCUUCUCGUGCCGGUAUUCAGUUUCCUGUUGGUCGAAUUCAUCGGCAUCUGAAGCAAAGGACAUCUGCCAAUGGGCGAGUUGGGGCAACUGCCGCAGUCUACUUGGCUUCGAUUCUGGAGUAUCUGACUGCAGAAGUUCUUGAGCUGGCUGGAAAUGCGAGCAAGGAUUUGAAGGUGAAGAGGAUCACACCAAGGCAUCUGCAGUUAGCCAUUAGAGGUGAUGAAGAACUUGACACACUCAUCAAGGGAACUAUUGCUGGCGGUGGAGUGAUCCCUCACAUCCACAAAUCUCUGAUCAACAAAACAACCAAAGAUUGAUCUCAUGUCGUUUGCAACUGAACAAUUAUGCGUUUUGCGUGACUGUCUUGUUUAGGAUAAUGUAGGUCAGUUUGGUAUUUGUUGGUGCACGUCUAGGACAUCUUGGUAAGUAUGUAUAAUAUUCUGACAUCUAGGAUUGUGUUCUCUAAAAACUGGUAUCUUUAUUUAGAGUAGGGAUGCUUUUUGUUGGAUUGUCAAGUUAAAUUUCUUAGCUUUCUCUUGAUUAAUACUUAAUUUUAUUUCUUAAUA